Messenger RNA from Sporisorium graminicola, 3612 nucleotides. RefSeq lists its product as uncharacterized. Bases 1 to 3612 code for a protein of 1203 amino acids. The transcript has a single exon. The record is from RefSeq and is a predicted model, not a curated record. NCBI's taxonomy places the organism in Eukaryota, Fungi, Basidiomycota, Ustilaginomycetes, Ustilaginales, Ustilaginaceae.
AUGCCCACCGCGGCCCACCGGUCCGGCGAUGGGCCAUCAUCGCAGGGUGUCCAGCAUUCGUCCCAACAUCCACUUCGAGAAGCAUCACCUGUAACAUCAUCAGCAGCAGUAGCAACAGCAACUGCAACGACUGCAGCAGCAGCAGCAGCGUCACCUUCUUCCCCUUUCGUAGCCCGUCACAGUCCCAAGGCUCGCCCACGAACUCUCAACAACCAGCAUCAUCCUUAUCGCAUAGAGCUUCUCGAUCUCACUCCCGUCUCGGUCUCGUUGCUAUGGUCCACCCGUCCUCCGCCUCUUAGUGCCAUCCCACUCGAAGCCAUCAACACGCAGCUGCGCAAACGCGUCAAAGCUCGGGGCUCUAGCAAUGCCGCCCAUCGCAGCUCAUCGCCCGGCCGCACCUCUGCUCGAGCCACCGCAGUAUCACCAUCGCCUACUUCUACUACUGCUGCUGCCGCCUCCAAAUCCAGAGGUCCCGCAACAGCUCAAGCCUCGGACAGAAGUGCCAACAAUGCAUCCAAUCAAUCGCUCGAGACUCCCAUCUCGAAGCUCACCGACGGUCUCGUAGCAACGCGAAGCUUGAAUCGCAAGGUCACAAAGAUUCGCCUCCGUGCCCCUCCACCUGUCGCAGUUCAGCAUAGAAGAAGCUCGAACAGCUCGGCUCCAUCCGACUCGGCUCAUAAUUCCGCCAAUGACGACGACGCAUCCGAUGAUGGCGCCGCCGCUGCCGAAGACGAGAUUGGCUCUGCUUCUGAUGCUUCCGACUCGGGCUACGAGGGGACGUCCGACACUCGCCAUCAUGUCACAAGCGUUUUCAAGGACCGAGUCUCCAUCAUCGUCAACGGUCACGACUGGUCCCACGUCCUGCUCGGAGAACGCGGCUCCCACGAGGCCAUCGUCGUCAUUUUUGGACUCGAACCCGAGUCAGACUACGACAUCCAAUUCCUCGUCAAGGCCGGUCUCGAUGGCACUCACGACGCUUUCCGUGCGACGCUGCGCACCCGAGCUGAACGCGACUCGCCUCGUUCCAUCGACUCUGCCCCCGCUGUCCGCUCAGCUUCACCCUCGCCCCUUGGUCGUCUCCCCGUGUCUGCACCGGAGGUGGAUGUGGUCGAAGCUGCGCCUCGGCGUCUCGCUGUCCUUCAAGCUGAGCUCGACGCCAGCGAGGCUCACAAAGCCGCCCUCCUUGCAGAGGUCAAACGCGCCAGAAAGGAGUCCUCCAAGCAUGAAGCUGGCCUCCGACACGAGAUCGACGCCGUCAAACGUGGUAUGGAUCGAAUGAGUGCCACCGAUCACCGCAGUCGUCAAAAGGUGUUGGCGUUGCAGGAGCUCAUCAAGCAGACCACCGUCCACACAAAGGAGAUUCACGAGCAAGCAGAACUCGCCGAAAAGGAACAACCACAGUGGGAAGAGCAGGACGCCAAUCUCGAAGUUCAAGUGGAAACGCUGCUCAAGCAGGUUGAGGCAGAAGAGGCCGCAGCACAGGCCGAGUGGGAUAAGGACGAUGCAGCCCUUGCCGCUCUCGAGAAGGAUCUCCGAUCGCUGGAAGCCUCGGCAAAGGCACUUGAAAUCGAGCGCGACGAGUUGCGCGAUGACAAGCUGGCCUCAAUCCAGUCCGAGAUCGAACGGGUUAAGGAACAGUCCCGAGAGGCUCUUGCCAGGCCACCAGGGGGGCUUGGCGCCAACGCUCGACGCGGUGGUGCGGCUGUAGCCGGCUCGCAACGCGGCGGACAUCGUCAUGCAAGCGGCCCUCACGCGCCUCUCAAUGCUGCAGGCCACAAGGGCAAGCCAGGAGGCAGGGGAGGCAAGAUGGCCGGUUUUGGCAACCGUGCUGUCUCAGGACCAGCUGGGCAGUUCGGCGGGCCGGGCAACAACAGCAGCAACAGCACGGGAUUCGCUGGAGCCUCGCGCGGCUUCAUGCAAAGCUUUGGAAAGGGUUUCCGUCGUGGACAGCAUCAGAACCAACAGACACAAAGCUUCGAUGCGAUGGCUGGCACGAACUAUGCUCCCGGCGCCGCGUCUCAGCAAGGCUCCAUGCUGCCUUCUGGGCAAGCCUACCUUCCGGAUCAAUCGGCGAUGGGCAUGGGUGGAUUCGGCGCCAACGGUACGUACGCUACUUUGGACUCUUUCUACAGCCAAGCACAAACGCAACCCACUCGAUUCCCCUCAGGUGCCUCUGAGGUGAGUCAGGAUGAUCUUUACGAUCCUACGCUUGGGUUUGACCCGUACGACCCGUCCAUAGAUGCUCGCCGCCGAUCGAGUCUGCCCAUCCCGCAAGUCUCGUACAACCCGCCUCAGCCCAGAUUGCCCGCGUCCUCGACCACAACGACACUCAACCCUGCCAAUCCCGAGUUCGUCCCCUCGACUGGGUCGAAUCACGAAUCCCCGGUCAUCAGCAAGAACCCUUCCGCUUCUUCUGCUUCGGCCCCAGCUAACAAGACGAGUGCAGCAAGCACAGCGGUCACAGCGGUCACCUCUGCGACAGCCCUGCCUGCUCACGCUGCCAUCGCGACGCAGUCACCACCACCCGGGGUGGCUUCUGUCGAGCACUCGCCCACGUCUUCUUCCCGAUUCGCCUUCCCACUCGCUCGCCACCUCCCGACCUCGAGUAUCAGCAGCAAUGGCGGCGGCGGCGGCGGCGGUAGUGGUGGUGGCGCUGCGUCUUCGCUGACCAGCAAGUCGAGCUCGUCGGCGCUUGCAUCACCUCCCGGUGCUAGCGCCAAUCCGAACAAUAUUCUGAACCUGCCGCUGGGGUCCGACCUCAGUGUGCCGCCUUCGGGUAGCUUGGGAUCCAGCUUGUUCUCGAUGGGUGCACCGGGCACGGCUAGUCCGUUUUCGAGACACUCACCGUUGCUUGCGCAAGGUCUUGAUGGGUCGACCGGUUCAGCUGGGAUGACGGGUUUUGCAGGCGCAAGCCCUCGGUUCGGGCAGAUGGGGUUGCAGGGGCAUGCAAUUGGAUUGACUGGUAAUGGCAGGGUCGGCGGUGACGAUUUGACUUCGAGCUCGGCACCGUUUGGCACCUCGUCCAAGUUCGGGCCGCUGGACUACGACCCGAGCCUGGACAACUUCGGUCCCGCUCCCGGUCUGUCGGGCGGACUGAGCUCUGCACCUGGCGCCAAUGCGCCUGUCGUCGCGACGGGUGGAUUGCCGCCGUUCAGCUCAAGCACCAUGUCGUCGAUCUUUGGCGCGGCCGAUACAUGGUCUCCGCCCGUAAGCAAUGCCUCGACGUCGGGGUGGAUCACGUCGUCGCCUCCGCUCGGCAGUGGGGGUGGGAGCGGCAGUGGUGCGGGCGGAGCCGGUGCGGGGAGCGAUAUCUGGACCGCACCCGGUUUACCGGGUGUGUCGCAGCUCAGGACGAAACUGUCGCUGACGGACUUGGCGUCGCAGACGAAUGCGAGCCCGUCCGGGUCACCGGCUGGCGGCAAUGCUGCUGUUGCGGGUGCCGCACCGUUCGGCGCCUUUGGAAACGCAAGGUUGGGCGCGCUAGGCAGUACCAGUGUGCCGAAUCGAUCGAGUCCGCUUGCGAGCCCUGUGACCGCUACCAGCCCUGCGGUCGCCGUCGCUGCUGACCGAGACGGAUCCAAAGACGAGAAGCACGAGACUCAGCUGCAGUAG